AUGAGCUCCGGUAACUCGCAGCUCCCGCUCCACGCCGGUUGCAACGCGCAGGGCGACGCCGCCCGCCCUCGUCGUCGCUCCCGCUUCAAGCUCUUCGACGUGCACCCGCCGGCGCAAGGCAGCCCGCGCUACGCCGCGAAGAACCACCUCAUUGCCACGAUUGGCGAGUUUGUUGGCACCUUCACCUUCCUCUUCUUCGCUUUGGGAGGUACCAACGUCGCCAACACUCUCGCCACGUCGGUCACUGGUACCGCUCGCAUUGGACAGGGCGGAUACCCUGCUGCGGCUGCCAACACGUCGAGCCUCCUCUACAUCUCCUGCGCUUUCGGCCUUUCGCUUCUCGUUUCGGUCUGGAUCUUCUUCAAAGUCUCUGGCGGGCUCUUCAAUCCGGCCGUCUCCCUCGGCAUGGGCGUCAUCGGAGCCAUCACUUGGCUUCGCGUCGCUCUCCUCGUCGCCGCCCAGAUCCUCGGCGCCAUUUGCGCGGCGGCCGUCCUCAAUGCGCUCAUUCCUGGCCCGCUUAACGCGCAGACCCGUCUCGCUCCCGGCAUGUCCAUCGCGCGCGGCCUCUUCCUCGAGAUGUUCCUCACGGCCCUCCUCUGCCUCGCCAUCUUCUUCUUGGCCGCCGAGAAGCACCGCGGAACGUUCAUGGCGCCCGUCGGCAUCGGACUCGCGCUCUGGAUUACGCAGAUGCUCGGAGUCUACUACACCGGAGCGAGCGUCAACCCGGCUCGCUCGUUUGGUCCCGACGUGGCGGUCGCCUCUUUCCCCGGCUACCACUACAUCUACUGGAUCGGGCCGGCCCUUGGCGCGCUCCUCGCUGCGCUCUUCUACAAGUUGAUCAAGUUCCUCGAGUACGAGAGCGUGAUGGGACCCGACCACCCGGACUACGCCACCGCUCAGGCGACCUCGACGAUGGUCAGCGAGUCCCUCGGUCUCGCUCCCGCUCCUCACGCAGGCGACGUCGGCCAAGGGACUUCUCAAGUCCAAGGACCCGGCAUGAGCGACUACCUGACUCGCCAGCAGACGCGCGGCACGGCCGGCGAGGGAGAAGGAACGGCUUACUCGCCGCCUGGAUCGCCGACGUCGCCUACCAAGACGGUCUCGACCUUCCAAGACAGGUUCGAUCGUCUUGAGGCGAUGGUCGGGCAGCACAUUCGCGAGCGCGGCGGAGGUGAGGAGAGGAUGGGCGGGAACGGAGGCGGUCAGAGGUUUGCUUGA
Molecule: messenger RNA, 1218 nt
Organism: Rhodotorula toruloides NP11
Lineage: Eukaryota; Fungi; Basidiomycota; Microbotryomycetes; Sporidiobolales; Sporidiobolaceae
Product: aquaporin
Exons: 10
Coding region: 1-1218 (405 amino acids)
Biological process (GO): transmembrane transport
Cellular component (GO): plasma membrane
Molecular function (GO): water channel activity
Source: RefSeq, a predicted model, not a curated record